Talpa occidentalis (Iberian mole) is the source of this 5532-nucleotide messenger RNA. RefSeq names its product centromere protein L (gene CENPL). The transcript is spliced from 5 exons. NCBI's taxonomy places the organism in Eukaryota, Metazoa, Chordata, Mammalia, Eulipotyphla, Talpidae. The record is from RefSeq and is a predicted model, not a curated record. Bases 732 to 1772 code for a protein of 346 amino acids.
UGUACUGGUCCCGAGUUGGCAGUAAACUUUAUAUUUUACCCUGUCGUGUGGUCGUUACCGUUACAAUGCCUGUGUGUUUAGAUGAUUCACAUGACGUGCGUGCUUACAACUUGACUAAGCAUUGACGGUUGGAUUUAGGUAUUGGUGGCGGUGUAGAAAAGUGCUUUAAAUCGGGUCCCUUCUUCCAUGGACUCACCAUGGAAAAACAAUUGAGUUAUUGUGAAUGUCUGUGAUGGAGAGCUAAUUCUAUGGAUAUUCUUUGAUUGAGGAGAUGAAACCUGCAGGAUGGGCGGGAUUUGUUCAAACAAAUGGGGAGAGAAGUUUUCUUAAUUGGUGGUAGGCUGACUAAAAAAUCAGGGAGCAGAGACAGACUUGAAAAACUCUAAGAGCUGUAGGAUAAUGAACCAUUAAGCGGUAGGGGGCCUACGUUUGGGUGUAGGGCGGGGUUCUUAACCCUUUAAAAGAGUUGUCUGCUGGCCCGUUCUCCACACCCCUCUCCUACACCACUUAUACGUGCGUACAGCAUUGUGCCCAUAACCUUAGAAAGUUAUUGGUUUUUGGAGAGUUCACUUGUCCAUUAAUCUUAGGGUAAGAACGGAAGUAAAAAUAGAAAAUGAACCUGAAUAGGAGCAGGUAAGGGAAAGUAUUGUAGUGCUUUGAAAUCCAGACCGAAAAGUUCUGACUUCAUUUGGAGUAUAUGUGUGGAUUGUUACAGGAUCUCAAGCAAGACCAUGGAUUCUUAUGAUACGCCAGAAUCGACUCUUAGACAAAGUGCAUCCUCAAAGCUUAAAGAGUUCUUUGUGGGUGCCACCCCUCUGCAGAAACGAUUAGAAUCAGUCAGGAAGCAGACUUCAUUUCUCCCAACGCCACCUCGAAGGAAAAUUCCCCACUGUUCACAACUGCAGGAAAAUGUUGAUCCUCAAAAGGUCACAUUCCUUCUGCAUAAGCAAUGGACUUUAUACAGUUUAACUCCCUUAUACAAAUUUUCCUAUAAUAAUCUCAAAGAGUAUUCUAGACUUCUGAAUGCAUUUAUUGCUGCUGAAAAGCAAAAAGGACUUGCUGUGGAAGUAGGAGAAGACUUCAGCUUCAAAGUGAUUUUCUCUACUCUUCUAGGAAUGAAAGGAACUCAAAGAGACCCUGAGGCAUUUCUUGUCCAGAUUCUAUCAAAAUCUCAAUUGCCAUCUGAGAACAAAGAAAAUAAAGUGUUGUGGACUGGUUGGUUCUGCUGUAUAUUUGGAGAUAGUCUUCUGGAGACUGUUUCAAAAGAUUUCACUUGUCUACCUUUAUUCCUUGCAAAUGGAACAGAGUCUAACACGGCUUUAAUCAGAACCUGGUUUCAGAAAACCUUUGACUGUUAUUUCAGUCCCUUAGCAAUCAAUGCAUUUAAUCUUUCCUGGAUGGCUGCUAUGUGGACAGCAUGCAAAAUGGACCAUUAUACAGAUGCUACUGAAUUUCUUUGGUCUGUACCCUGUAGCCCUCAAAGUCUGGACAUUUCUUAUGCCAUACAUCCAGAGGAUGCAAAAGCUUUGUGGGAUAGUGUCCACAGAACACCUGGGGAAGUUACCCAGGAGGAAGUUGACUUAUUCAUGGACUGCCUUUAUUCACAUUUCUAUAGGCAUUUCAAAAUUCGUUUAUCAGCUACAAGAUUGGUUCGUGUUUCAACAUCUGUAGCUUCGGCACAUACUAAUGGAAAAAUAAAGAUUUUGUGUCAUAAAUACCUUAUUGGAGUAUUGGCAUAUUUGACAGAACUGGCAAUUUUUCAAAUUGAAUGAGGCUUUAUAUGGACUAAAUUAUAUAACUUUUCUUACUGAUAAUUGCCUAAUUGCUACACUGAGAGAUACCGAAGGGAAAUGGGCAUCAUCUGUGCAUGUAUUUUCCUCACAGUGUAUUUUGAGUUGCUCAGCUGGAAGUCAUGAAGGAUCUGAUAGAACAGAGAAGAUGGUAGUGGAUGAACCAUAGCCAGGUGCUCAUGUAAUUCUCAUGGAAGUCUGACAAUCUGGGAUAAUGCUGAAUGUUAACUUAUUGUCCAUCUUUCCAAAAAAAAUUGUAUAAUGUUUAUUAUGUCAAACCUUUGGGAUUCAAAUGAAAUAUCUCUAAUGUUGAAUAUUUCUGAAUGGUCCUUUAAAGCCUUUAAUCUCUUUUAAGAUUUUAGACUUGUGUUAAGAGACGAUUUCUGUUCUCUAAAGAUAUUUUCCUAGCAUCAUUUUGUUGUAGAGAAUUGGUAAUUAAAGUCCUCUCCAGAGGAAACUAAAGAUUAGUAAUACACAUUUUAAAAAGCCAUCAAUAUGCUUCUGUUUUUAAAACUUUCCAAUUCUUACUGCAAUGUUGAAUUAAAUACUCACUUUUAAAAUGAAGUAUUGUGAUUGUUACUAGGUGACCACCUUGGGAAGUUGUAGACUUUUCUUUUAGCACAUAGGUUACAAACCAAUAAUUAUAUGAUUGUGGCGUUGAAACUCCUGUGUAAACCUCUUUUGAGUGCAAAAAAUAUCUUGUUUAACUUCCAUGUCCCUAUUUUUGCUCUAGCAUGCUGCUUUGUAAGUAUUUGUAGGUUUAGUGAAUUAAUUUUAACCAGUUUACCUAUUUUGCAGUUGAAAACAGAUUAAGCAAUUUAAGAGACUUGCCUCAGAUGUUAUAUAUAAAUCUUUUUACUUACUGAGCAUAGGAAGAUUUGUUUUACUUAAGAAACAUUGUUCUUUUAAUAUCUUGCUUGAGAGAAACUAACAGGCUAUUCUGAAAGCAGACAUUAGCUUCCAUAAUGGAUAUUAGUUCAAAUAUAUAAGAAGCUACUGAGGAGUGGAAAAAGUAUGGGUUUGGGGUCAGAUAUUUAUUCAACUAAUAUUAAGCUCCUUCUUAAAGUUAUAUUGGGUAAUAGGAAUAGAGCAGUGAGGACAAAAAAGGUUUUUGUCCUGUGGAGAUUAUAUUCUAAUGGAGGAAAGUAAAAGAGAAAUAAUUUUAAAUGCUAUAAAGAAAAUAAGGCAGUACAAUAUGAAAAAGGGUGACUGGAAUGAGACCUAAUUUACAUAGUCAAAGAAGUUCUCUCAGAGGAAGUGACUUUUGAGCUGAGUCCUGAAUGGUAAGACAGAACCAGCCAUGUAAAGAUCAGAGGAAGAAUGUUCUAAGCAGAUGAAACUGGAAUAGGAAAGGCCUUAAAACAGCUUAGGACUUGGGGUAUAUGAGGAACAAAGGAUGUCUCUGUGACUGGAACAUAGUGAAGUGGAUAAUAUGAGAUGAAACAGAAGAGAUUGUGCAACAGAUUGCUUCAGUGGUGUUACAUUUCCCAAUUUUGUCUGGGCACAUGGCACACAGUAUAGUUACAUGACUAAAUUUGUCCCUUAUUCUUUCAACUUUGAUUCCUGGAACACAUAUGACUGAUACUCUAGUUAUUCUUUUAGGUCACAGGGAUGAGAGUCAGUUCCUAGGGAUGGUGGAGCAAUCUGGAAGGAGUUUGUGCCCUGAAGACUUCUUGAAGCUGAAUCCUAAAUGCCAUCUUUGGAUGGUCUUUCAACAGACUUAUGUGUCAGAGAAGUAAAAUUCUAUCUUACUUAAGCUAUUGUUAUUUUGGGUCUCUUGCUUAUAGCUAAACCUAAUCCUAGCUCAUACAGAGAGGCAGGAGCCAGCCACAUCAUGGAAGUUUUUAGAGGUACUUUAAGAAACUGGAUUUUGUUCUAAAUGCACUGGGAAGCCACUGAAGUCUUAAGCGGAGAGUAAUGUUACCUGAUUUGUAUUUUAUAAGAUUUUGUAAGAUAUGAAGGAGAGUGAGUUAUAGAUGGAUCAGAGUGGAAGAGGGACCACUAAUCCCACUUUAGGAUUCUAUCCUUGAAAUUCACUGGCAAAAAUACAAAAUCAAGCAUGUACAAGGCUAUUUAUUUCAAUAAUAUUUGCAAAAGUAAGACAAACAACAAUAAAUGUCCUUCAAAAGGGGAUUGGUUGAAUAAAUUAUGCCAUAACUGUACAGUGAAUUACUACUAUGUAACAAUAAAAAGGUUUGAGGAAGAUAUCUACUGCCAUGGAGUGAUCUCUAGAAUAUAAAAUUAUGUGAAGAGUAAGAUGUGGACAGAGUGUAUAGUAUGCACAGAAAGUACAGUGUGCUUUCUUUGGUGGAAGGAAUGGGGGAAAUAUGAAUGUGUGUGGGUAUUUUCAAAAAACAAAGGAUAAGACAAAAACUAAUAGGUGGUUACUAAUAGAGGGAAGGAAAUGAGUGGAGGUGCAGUAAUGGAAGUUAAGAUUCUCUGAAAUUUUUUUUGUUUAUAGUUUAGAAUCAUGUAAGUGUUAUAAUUUAUUUUGAAGCAAAAUUAGAUCAAAAGGAAAACAAAACAAACCUUAAUAAUUGACAACAGGUGAAUAUAAUUUUAUUAAGUUAUGGCAUAAUCAUAAAAAGAAUUAUUUUUAGUAUAUUUACUAAAUUCAUUGUUACCUUAUUAAUAAUAUUGGUAUUGUUAUUUUCCUACUAUUUAUAAGGCAAAACAUAAUUAUAUCAAUGUGCUUUUGAUAUUGUAUCUAAGAAAUCAUUACUUAACACAAGGUCCUGACAAUUUACUCCUAUGAUUCUUCUAAAAAUUUUAUAAUUUUAGCUCUUAAAUUUAGGUCUGUAAUACAUUUUGGGUUAAUUUUUAUGUCUGGUACGAUGUAGGCAUCCAAAUUUAUUUUGCAAGUGGCUAUUCAUUUGUGAUAGCACCAUUUGUUGAGAGGAUUGUUGUUUUCCUAUUGAAUUGUCUGUCAUUUUUCUUAAAAAUCAGUCAGUUUUAGAUGUUUAUUUUUGGGCUGUUAGCUCUGUUACAUUGAUCUAUGUCAAUUCUUUUGCUAGUCCCACACUACCUUGAUUAUUGUUUUUUUGUGGUACAUUUUGAAAUCAUGCAUGCCAGUCUUCCAGCAUUGUUCUUUUUUCAAGACUGUUUUGGCUAAUAGGGGUUUUUUGUGUUUCCAUAAGAAUUUUAAAAUCAUUUUGCCAGUUGCUCUAUGAAAGUUAGCUGGGUUUUUUUAAAAAACUAUUUCUUUAAAAUUUUAUUUUUUAAUUAGCAACCUUGGGUGGGGGUUGGGGGAGUUACAUUAGGACUCGGAGGCAAAAACAAAGACCCUAGCCAGGCAGUUUUUUCUAAUCAGGGUAGAGUAGAGCUUAACUUAACUCAGACCCACUCCUGCUCUGUCCAUAGCCUGCUCUAUAUCCUGGUCCCACAUAAGAUUCACUUUAUUCCAGAGCCUAGUUUGAGGGCAUCAUGGCUGCUUCAAGUUUGAGCAUCCCUUGCAACUGUUACUGGUGGUGCCACUCAGCUGUGACUGGAGCUUCUAUCUGGUCUGAUAAGUGGGAUUUCUAUAAUUGUGUUGAAUCUGUAGAUCAGUUUGGGGAGUAUUAUCAUUAUAAUGAUAUUAAGUCUUCUAAUCCAUGAACCUUUUCCUAGUUUUCCAUUUACUUACAUCUUUUAAAAUUUCCUUCAACAAUGUUUUUAUAGUUUUCACCUUAUACAGAUUGCACUUUUUGGGGUUACAUUUAUUCCUAGUUAUUUUAUUUUUUAUACUAUUAAGAAUGAAAUGAUU